Eruca vesicaria subsp. sativa (arugula) is the source of this 279-nucleotide messenger RNA. Lineage: Eukaryota; Viridiplantae; Streptophyta; Magnoliopsida; Brassicales; Brassicaceae. The record is from the annotation of a GenBank genome assembly.
AUGGCAACCUCGAACACCCUCACUUCAUGGAAGUCAUUGUUCCGAUGUGAUGAACUGCCUUACGGUUUUGAGUGGGAAGAGCAUGCCAUCACUAUAUGUUUGGUCAUGCAAAAGAAAUGGAUUCGUGUGGAACGACUUUGCCCGUCCAACUGUGGUGAGUAUGUGUUGAAAGGAUCUGAAUCCGCCAGUAAAGCGAGUUUAAGAGACACAUGUGAAGAGACCAUUGUCUGGUCCAAAUCAAGAAGCUCCAAAAAGUCGGCUUCUCAGGUUAAAACCUAA